AUGAACUUUCAAACCGACCCGUAUAUAGAAAAACUAGCGGUGAAUGAAAAAGAAGAAACCUUUGGUCUUAUCAUAUGUGCAUUAUUUCAUGCUCCACAACCUCGUACAUUAGAUUUAUUUUAUAAUCGGUUAUUUCAUGAAUUUAAUUCUGUUUUGGAUGACGAUGAAAAACAAUCAAUCUAUUUGUAUCCGAACUAUGCGUUACACAUAACAAUCGCAACAUUAAUUAACUUUAAAACGAUGACUGGGUUGAAGAACGAAGAAGAACGAAAAAGUAUGAUAGAUCACUGGUCAGACAAAUCUAAAUUGAUGAAAGCUCGGAUGAGUCAGAUAAAAUCAUUUUAUAUUGAAAUUAAUAGUAUUCAGUUAUCACCUGCAGCUGGUUACAUUCAAUAUUCAGAUGCAAGCGACAAUCAAAUUCAACAACUUCGUGAUUACAUUAAGCAGACAUGUAUCAUUGAUAAUGAUAAUGAGCAAUUAUCAUCUCGCGUUCAUAUUCCAGAUAUUAUUCAUACAACAUUUUUAAGAUUCAAACAAAAUACGAUUAAAAAUUCACAGACGUUUAUAGAAAAAUUUCAGACAAUAAAUAACCGAUUAAAGGAACAACCAAUAAUCACGAUUGAGAUUGAUGAGAUAUGUAUAGCAUGUGAAACUCAUCCAUAUAUGCAUAUACCAAAUGAUUCUGACCAUGUUUUAAAGCAUAUUCAUUUAAUGAAAAGUAUCAAAAAUUAA
Molecule: messenger RNA, 732 nt
Organism: Didymodactylos carnosus
Lineage: Eukaryota; Metazoa; Rotifera; Eurotatoria; Philodinida; Philodinidae
Source: the annotation of a GenBank genome assembly